Messenger RNA from Serpula lacrymans var. lacrymans S7.9, 1615 nucleotides. RefSeq lists its product as uncharacterized. Lineage: Eukaryota; Fungi; Basidiomycota; Agaricomycetes; Boletales; Serpulaceae. The record is from RefSeq and is a predicted model, not a curated record. The coding region runs from base 55 to 849 and encodes 264 amino acids. The transcript has 3 exons.
CCUCAGCGCCUAAAUACCUCUUUCGAACGUGACACAGAUUUCGAUUUAACAACUAUGAGACUGUUCUUCUCAAGUGCUUUCGUCCGCAAUGUGAUCAUCACCAGCUCCAGCGGCCAAGUUUUGUACAAAGUCUCUACUCCACUCAAGGCCGUGUGGGGCGCAGCUCCAAGCACUAUAUGGAAGAUCAGCCCAAAUUCUGCAUCGAUAUAUCGCACUAACGCCGACUACGAUAACACUCAUAUUGAUGGAGGCGGGCGUGAAGAUGAAGACGAUCAACCAGAUGACGAUGAAGUUGAAGUUAGGUCAGAAGAAGAAGGGGAGAACCAAGAUAUUGAUAUGCAAGACCACUUUACUCGACUUGCUGAAAUAGAACGGCGUAGAUUAGUUUCAUCUCGAAUACGAUGGUUUGACCCUAAUGAAGGGGUGAAUGGGAUGCCAUUGAGUGAGGUAGAGACGAAAGAUUUCAUUCCAACAAGAGGCUUCGCUCGAAGAAAGCGAAUUUUCACCGGACCCGACGGUCGAUCAUAUCGUUGGGACCUUGGCCAACGAGCAUGUUCUCUUCGUCUUGAUAGCGAUGACUCUUCAAAGGCACCUAUCGCACGCUAUCACCGGCGAAAAAUCGCUUUGCUUCCUGGCUCAAAGCCGCAACAAGGGUACCUCGAGAUCAAUCCCGGUCCGCCAGUCAAGCCUCCUGCGAAACAGAAUCUGGACCCCAGAGAAAUUGACAUAGAUCGUUACACGGAUUACGAGCUAGAGAGCAGUCUAGACGUGCAGUUGGAUGCAAACAUGCUAGAUAUAAUACUCGUGACAUUCAUUUAUGUCGAAAAGCUGAGGAGGGAAAAGGAAUGAGCUAUGAGAAGAGAGCUGAGGUGUAAUUUAUAACCUGAGAAACGUCGAACAAGUAGGUUCGCGAUUCAGAUAAGUGAUGAAAAAAAAUUACCGCUUUGACGUGAAAGACAACAGGGCAGGCCGUCGCUAGUGACAUUGUGGAGAAGAUAUGACCAAGGGUAUUCGAUAUGUAUUCUGCAUGCAAUUCCAAAAUUCGUCUAUGACUUUCUUCUAUAUCUCGUCCACAUUCACUUCUACCUGGCUCAUUCCUUCCAGGUGGCUAGCAUCAGCAUAAUUCAGAACCCGUCCUUCCAAGCUCGGGCGGCCAACACUCCGGAAUUCUACGAGUGUGAUGCUCGUAUUUGAGCACCUCCCAAUAGUGAUUCCAUCGGCGCAAGUCAGCGCUCUAUUGGCCACCAAACUACGCACUAAAGUGCCAAUGAAACCUCCAUGAGUCACUACUAGAGCGGAACGACAUCGACCAUCCAGCUUAGCGUCAGGUACUAUAGAAGACACAUAUCCCAAGAUGGUGUGAUUCCACCAACUGAGACAGCGUACCACGAAGGCAUCUCCUUGUUCAAGUGAAGGCGCAGGCUUGUUCGACGAUACAAGUUCCCCCUGGCGUUCUCCCAUGAACUAAAUGGCGAAAGAGAGGCCGAGGAGCCAAAAGUCGUGACAAAGAAAUAGCGCAAAACCGGAAAUUCCACCCAUAUGCGAUUUAUUUCAGCAAACAUGCGUUAUGAUAAUCGCGUGAGAGUGAGCACAGCGCAACCUAGCGACUCACCCU